CCGAAAAUGUGACAGAACUUUGCUUUCUCACGGUCCUCAGGCGCGUCUAAGUCUUGCUAAUUUCUACGUUCGCUCAACUCAAGCAUCAGAGUCCUGGCGAUGGCCUCACUCGCUCAACUACGACCAUCAGUACUCAACGCUGCACGUCAAUCUCUGCAUCGUGCUCGCCUGCACGAAAAUGCAGUUAUCUCAAGACCUGCCUCCUUCGGGACCAGCCUCGCCGAUGACAUGUGGGGAGGUGAAGACUCGCCUGCUCCUCCACUAGACAAGCCUCCAAUGGGCCCAAAUACAUACUACAACCCUUUGACUGCAACAAUGCAGAGGGAACCGAAGAAGGACGUCGCGGAGCGUACAAAGCCUUACCACCUCCACGUUUACACUACACAUAACAAUUGCCGCGUCGUCUUUACCUAUCCGUCCGGCAAGCUUGUCAAGAAUGGAUGGUGGACAAGUGGUUCGUGUGGUUUCAAGGGAGCGAAUAAAAGCAGCUAUGAAGCAGGGUAUCAGUGCGCUGUCCGCGCUUUCAAGCGCGUUGAGGAGGAAAUAACUCGACCAAACUUCAAGGAUGGUGGUGUGUCACCUGUCACGCUUGCGCUGAAGUUUAAAGGGUUCGGGUGGGGGAGGGAAGCGGUCCAGAAGGCGUUCGUGACUUCUGAGGGGGACAAUAUUCGAUCGUCGGUGGUGAUGGUUGAGGACAGGACACCUAUAAAGAUUGGAGGGACGAGGGCAAAGAAGGAUCUCCACGGUAUCUAGUCAAUGGCAAUAUCAUUGAUUCUCGCUCUCCAGUGCAACGCGUAUAUCAGCGCCCACUGGCAAGAGUUUUGUGUUACAAUCGUAGUUCAAACAUUUACUAUGUAACACUCUAAAUACCCUGUGCUUCGCUAGUGAUGUGUUAUGGUCAUAGCACAAUCAUCCCAUUCGAAGCGCAAGGGUCUGCUGACUUGAUUGCGCGCCUAGACCGUGAAGAAGGGGUCUGACAUGUACUUCUCGUACUCUGGCCUCGCCAUUGACUUGAGUGCGACCUUCUUGUCAAAUUCUAUGUCCUCUAUAAGUGCUUCUGUGAGUAGAAAGUCGUUAGUAUGGGUGAAAGCGGUUCAGGGACGGC
This is a messenger RNA of Suillus subaureus, 1105 nucleotides long. RefSeq lists its product as uncharacterized. Gene Ontology annotation, cellular component: mitochondrial small ribosomal subunit; ribosome. The transcript has 2 exons. Bases 100 to 753 code for a protein of 217 amino acids. Gene Ontology annotation, molecular function: small ribosomal subunit rRNA binding; structural constituent of ribosome; mRNA 5'-UTR binding. NCBI's taxonomy places the organism in Eukaryota, Fungi, Basidiomycota, Agaricomycetes, Boletales, Suillaceae. The record is from RefSeq and is a predicted model, not a curated record. Gene Ontology annotation, biological process: translation; ribosomal small subunit assembly; maturation of SSU-rRNA from tricistronic rRNA transcript (SSU-rRNA, 5.8S rRNA, LSU-rRNA).